Molecule: messenger RNA, 5838 nt
Organism: Symbiodinium sp. CCMP2592
Lineage: Eukaryota; Dinophyceae; Suessiales; Symbiodiniaceae
Source: the annotation of a GenBank genome assembly
AUGAGCGAAGAGUCCGACACGUCCUCAAGCUCGAGCUCUAGCAGCGACUCCCGAAGCGAAGGCGAAGACGUAGAGGUGCCGGACGUAGAGGCGCCGGCCUCCGAUGACGAGGCUGAGCCUGCAGAUCCAAAAGCUGUCGUUCUGGAAAAGGGGGAGGCGGGAGACGAUCUCCAUCCAGAGUAUCCAGACGACGAGUCAGAAAGGGAGGAAGCGGUUCAGACCAGAACAGCCAUCAUGAAGGAGAGAGCCGCCAAAAAGGCGGCAUCCACGAUGUCUCUGUCUCGCUCCUGGACAAGAAGAACUUCAGGCAAAACAGACAGCCCUCGCUCUCCGAGGUCGCCAGGGCGUGACUGGGCAGAUGGCGCCGAUACCUUCUCUCCCAAGCGAAGCGAAAAAGAGCCCAGUGAUGCAGGCGAGCCCAGCGGCGACGGUGGCCCGAGCCCUCGCCGCCGAAAGUUACGCUUUUGUGGCUGUGGAUUCCUCUCGCGGUUCCGGGCCCGCUGGAAAGAGCGCUGUGGAGCCUGCUCAAGGCGAGUCGCACGCUGCUGCAAACCUUGUGUUCGACUCUUCAGACUUUUAUCCUGGCUUUGGGCUGGGUUUGAGUCCAGAUGCAGGCAUUUGGCUUUUGCCAUCCGUUGCCUUUGCUGUCCCCUCGUCCUUUUGCUGGCAAUAUCCCGCUGUUGCUGCGGAAGCUCAGAUUCCGACGAAACAAGAUCAACUUCGCGCUCAAAGCCCGUGAGGAAGAAAAGCGCACGCUCGAUGUCCCGUGGCUUCUCCCGCAGCGGCAGUAUGGCCGCAGGCCGCUCGACAAACAGGAGUGGCACCUCCAUCCGUUUCUCCCAAGGCCCCAGCCACCAGCCCAAGAGCACCAUCAAAUUGACACAUCCUCGCAGCUCGCCUCAAGCCGACGGGCAGGUUCAGAAGAAGGCCUCCGCAAGGGAGAGGUUCCGAGAAUUGCGCCGGGAAAUGACCUCUGAUGCUGCAGAGCUGGAGCCGGAACAGCGUGGCACCCUGCAGCGGGGCCAGAGCGGCCUGAGGGCUUCGAAGUCUUUCAUGGCCAAAGCACUUGCCCGUGGAGACAGCAGCUUCUCCGAGGCUCCCGAGCCGACGGGUCUCGCGGCCUUGGAUUGGACGGCCUGGUUGCCUUGGAACUGGGGCUCCACCUACGAGGUUUGGAAGGACUCCCGCAUUGAGAUGUGGUCUAAUCUUGAGAAGAUUCUGGAUGAAAUGGACAAGGAAGACCAGAGCAAAGCAGAUGUUAUACGAUCACCGCUUCAGAGAAAGUAUGUCCGUGCCUGGCGCAUUUUCAUUUUUGCCUAUUGGGAUCCUUUCUUGGAUCUUCUUCCCACUUGGAAGACGGCACUUGCCAUCUUGAUGAGCUCUCUGAUGAUCAUUCCCAUCUCCGGCUUUGUUGUAGCAUCCGUUCUACUGGUGUCCAGUCUUCUACGCAACAUGGAGUAUGUUGAAGGUGACUGUCAGAUAGAGGCGCUGCCGGAUGCAUUUGUAACCAAGAAGGGCGUGGUGACGGAAGUUAUUGGGACCUACCUCAUCCGCCGCUUCUACGGUGCCUCUGCCGAGCGAACCGAGGGCUUCGUGUUGCAGCCUUGCCAGAUUAGCGUGCCCUGUGAGCAUGAAGACAUUGCCCGCACAGGCUUUCUGGAGAGGGAGAAAUGUGACAAGUUUCGAAUUUGGGCCUGGAGGGAUCCUGUGACUUGCUAUUAUCAUCAGGAGGAUGAGUAUGGAAGUGCCGCUCGGGACCUCCUUUGCCUCUCUCGGCCUAGUGACCUUCAAGAAGAGAUCUUCGGGGUCGUUAUUGCCGGUGCAGCAGUGCUGGUGGCGAUUCUGAUCGUCAUUGUGGUGCUGAUUCGCCGGGCGCUCGACAAACGGGAAGCGCAGAGCCAAAGGCAGGCAGAUGCACAUGAAGAGAUGGAGGACAUCGACGAUGCCGAUUGGGGACCCGACAAAUCAAAGUCCUUCCAUAAACAGAACACGAGGCUGACACUGACGAUGUUGCACCAGGCGACCCAGUCGGAGUCCUUUUCUGCCAAGCCUCUCGCAGUGCAGGUGGAUGGCGAUCUGCAGAACAGCCUGUCACUGCCGUUGCUUGACAGCCAAGCUCAAGCUUCUGUGGUGCAAUUGUACGUGCCCGACCUUCAGGAAUGCUGGGUUGUCUGGGAGGUCAUGGCGGUUGCCAUUCCAAACCUACCGGCUCCCACCGCCGCGGGCAAGCCGGACCGGGGUGAAACAGACAACAUGGCUGAUGAUGUGCGGAUCUGUGCCACUACGGAACUCGAGAACUCAACAAUUCGGAGAAUGUGCAAACCACAACCCACAGCAACUGAUGCGGAUCGGCAAAAGCUUCGGUUGGGAAGACCGGUGGCGCAAAGUCAGUCGGGAAGUUACGGCGUGAUCUUGGGCCAAAGCACUGCAGAGGCAGCCAAGAUGCACGGAGGAACAGCUGCUGCCGAUCAGAUCCCUUUGCGGCUUGUGCCUCGUCUUUCUCUUUUUCUGCAGCUGCGCACGUUCUCGGCGAAGCUGCUCCUCAGUCAAAAGUUCUCUCACAGCAUCCCCGCUGUUGACAAGCCUGACGAGAUUCCACCAGACAACUGUGCCGGCGUCAACCGGAGGUGCUGUGGCGUUGGGUUUCGAGCGGCUGCAGUGUCUCCGCCCAUGAUGGUACCUCACUGGGCAAGCUGGCCUGGAGCAAGCGGGACGUUAGCACGAACGGCCUGGGCUCCCUCCAGAAUUCGUACGUGCUGGGAGAGCUGCAUCCGCAAGACAGCGUCCAUGAUGAUGCUGGCCGACGUCUGCUCGAUAGUGAUCCCGGUGCAGAGGGCAGUGGCGGGCUUGCCUGAGGCGUUCGAGCAGUUCAAGUAUGCGGAAGCCGUUGGAAAGCUGCAUGGUGCUUUGAGCUAUCUUCGAAGAGCCCUGCAGAUGGAGGUGGACUUGGGCACUGAUGAAGUCACGCUCGCAGGCACUCACCUGAACAUCUGCGCGAUCCUCUCGAAGUUAGAGAAGCACGACAAGGCGGUUCAGCAUGCUCUACAAGCCUUGGAGCUGAUCGAUCGGAAGACGAGCACUGCAGAUCCUGCAGAUGUUUCAGCAGACGAUUACUCAGUUCUCGCCAUUGCGUACCACAACGUGGCCGUUGAGCGAGAUUUGCUGCAGCAAUACGACAAGGCAGCAGCAGCCUUCUUCCAGGGCUUUCAGGUGGCCAAGCGUUGCCUCGGCGAGGACCAUCCGCUCGCCGUCACGCUGGGCAAGAACGCAGAAGCAGUGCUCCUCAAAUCUCAGAGGAUGACCAAAGUUAGCUCUGCAACAGCUACGGCGCGGAAGCCAGUGAAGGAUGCAGAUCUGGAGCGCUUCACAGCAGGGAUGACGGACAGCCCGUCUCUGCCAGCUGUGCCGUCGGCCAAACCUGAGACAGAAGUCGAGGAGGAUCCUUCGAUGACGCAGCGCACCAUUCGACAAGAUGCUGCGGAGUGGGUGCGAAGCGAGGAGGGUGCAUGGUCGAGCUUUGCGAAGACGGCUUUGGGACCGGCAGAGGCACGAAGCCCACCCACUUCGACGGCGGCCGAGGGUGGCCUCAACCGGCCCACGCUGCCUGGUCAGGCUCGCGAUGCUCUGCGAGAUGCCAGGAUGAAGGACUUGGGAAUUCCCUCGCUGACAAACACUGUAGGCGGGAUUCCGUUCAGUGCAGCCACGGUGCCCAAGCCGCCCGUGGGCUGGGUCGGCUCGAAGAAGACGCCCCUUGCACAGGCACUAGACGGGGUCCCUCAAAACAUCGUGGAGAUCGUCGAUGCCAGCCGGACCGGUCUUCAGGUUGCACGGACCAAGCGGGCUGCUCCCAACGACUUCCGGCCAAAUCGGAUGAUCAAGGGCAGCACAAGGACCUCUCGAGUGCUGCAACGAAGCUGUGCCUGGAACACGACGCACAAUCGAGAUCAGGUCAUGCAGGGCCGACAGUUCAGUGCAGUGGAGCAGCAGAAGAACGAGUUCAUGCGCAAGGUUGCAGCCGAGAGAAUCCAGAGGACUUGGCGAGCUUGGUACAAGUACUGCCAAGACAACUCGGAUUGGCUCGUGACAACAUGGAUAGCAGCGACCAUGAUCCAGGCCAGGUGGCGAUGCUAUCAUGUGAAGCGCAAGAAGUUGGACAAGGCUUCUACAACCAUCCAGAGAAUCAUCCGUGCCUUUCUGGUGCGCCGUCUGCUGUCCAAGCGGCGCAAAGCAAUCGUCAUCCAGCGGCAUGCCAGAGGAGUGAUCACUCGUAAUCGGCUUCGUGCGAAACAUCGAGCUGCGGUCAAGGCCCAGUCGCUCAUCCGGGGCUUCCUCGGAAGAAGACGGGUGCAAAAGAAACGUCUAGGCAUGGACCAGCUGGCUUUGACAAUUCAGUGCGCCGUCCGUUGCCACCAAGCGCGACGGAGAGUGCAGGUUCGGCGGGAUGCAGCCGCUAAUGCAAAGGCCAGAGUGGCCGGAGCGGUGAACAUCCAGCGGCAUUUCCGCGGCAUCCAAGGCAGGAACCAAGCGACUCAGAAGCUGACGGAGUACAAUACGGCUAUGGAGCAGCACAGAGCUGCAACGAAAUUGCAGGCUAUGGCGAGACGAGAUGCCGCCAUCAAAAGGGUCGACAAGAUCAGGUUGGAUAAGUUCGAGGAGAUGAACAAGGCCGCCACGACCAUCCGCAAGCUGUGGAAGGGAAAGAAGACCCGUCGAAAGUACCAACAGCUCAUGGAAGAGUUUGCAAGGCACGUCGACAACGUCAUCACCAUCCAGCGAUAUGCGCGCGGAUUUCUAGUGCGGCUCCGCAUGUGGCGACAAGCAGUCCGUGCGGAAGAAGAGUUGUGGGCUUCCUUAGAGAUUCAGCGCGUGUGGCGUGGGUAUUUGGGCCGUGUGAAGUGGGAAGCUAAAUACGAGGAGGUUUGGCAGAAGGAAAUGGCUGCCGCCAUGAUCGAGAGAAACAUCCGUGGUUGGCUCGCCCGUGCCAAGGUGGGGCGCAUGCGUCGCAGAAUCGCGCGUGCCGAGUUUGAGCGCGCUCGCAAGCGAUUCCGAGCAGCACAGCGGAUCCAGGCCCUGGUGCGUGGAGUUCUCGUUCGGAUACGAUUUGUCCGGCGGUAUGCCAGAUCUAGGACAGCCGCUGUGCGCAUCCAAAGAGUAGCCAGAGGCCAUGCGCUAAGAAAGCGCUUGUGGCAGCAGGUGAAAGCACAGAAGGCCACCUACAUUGAGGCUCAUGCAAGAGGCUUCCUCGUCAAGCGACGCCGACUGCACCUGAUCGCCAGGGUGAUGCGCAUCCAGCGCGUGUGGAGGAGAUGGCUUGAGAAGCCACCAGAAGAUCGCGAUGCUGCCGUGGCCCUCAUGAAGGAGCGCAAGGAGCAGGCAGCCAAAAUCCAGCAAGCCUUCCGGAAGCAUGCUGAAAAGAAGGAAGUUCAGCGGAUUCACAAGGAGGAUGCCGCAACGGCGGAGAAGCCAAGUGGGGAAGAGGAAGCAGUCCCUCCACCCGCAGAAGGACAUGUCGCAGAUCCCACGACGGCUGAGAAGCCAAGUGGGCAAGAGGAAGCGGCCUCUCCACCCGCAGAAGGACAUGUCGCGGAUCCCACGACGGCUGAGCAGCCAAGUGGGCAAGAGGAAGCGGCCUCUCCACCCGCAGAAGGACAUGUCGCGGAUCCCACGACUGCUGAGAAGCCAAGUGGGGAAGAGGAAGCAGUCCCUCCACCAGCAGAAGGACAUGUCGCAGAUCCCACGACGGCCGAGAAGCCGAGUGGGCAAGAGGAAGCAGUCCCUCCACCCGCAGAAGGACAUGUCGAGCCUGGCGGCCGCGGCAACACGGAUCCAGAACUCUGA